GGAAGUGGAAAGUCUUGGCGUGGAGAUGGCUGCGUUGGCCCCGCUGCCCCCGCUGCCCCCACAGUUCAAGAGCAUACAGCAUCAUCUGAGGACGGCUCAGGAGCAUGACAAGCGGGACCCCGUUGUAGCCUAUUACUGAAGAGUAGAAGAGAGAGGGAUGUAGAGAGAGAAACAUCAAUGUGAGAGAAACACAUCAAUUGGUUGCCUCUUGCAUGAGCCCUGACCAGGGCCUGGGCCAGGGAGGAGCCUGCAACCAAGGUCGUUUAUAUGCGAUGCAAACUGGAAUGAAGAUUGAUAGUAAAACUCCUGAAUGUCGUAAAUUUUUAUCAAAGCUAAUGGAUCAGUUAGAAACUCUUAAGAAACAGUUGGGUGAUAAUGAAGCUGUUACUCAAGAAAUAGUUGGUUGUGCCCAUUUGGAGAAUUAUGCUUUGAAAAUGUUUUUGUAUGCAGAUAAUGAAGAUCGGGCUGCACGAUUUCACAAAAACAUGAUCAAGUCCUUCUAUACAGCAAGUCUUUUAAUAGAUGUCAUAACUGUGUUUGGAGAACUUACUGAUGAAAAUGUGAGACACAGAAAGUAUGCAAGGUGGAAGGCAACAUAUAUCCAUAAUUGUUUAAAGAAUGGAGAGACUCCUCAAGCAGGGCCUGUUGGAAUUGAAGAUGAUAAUGAUGUUGAAGAAAAUGAAGAUGUUGGAGCCACCUCCCUGCCCACUCAGCCACCUCAGCCAUCAUCUUCAACUUAUGACCCCAGCAACAUGCCUUCGAGCAACUAUACUGGAAUACAGAUUCCUCCUGGUGCACAUGCCCCAGCAAAUACACCAGCAGAAGUGCCUCACAGCACAGGUGUAACAAGUAAUACUAUUCAACCUACUCCACAAACUAUUCCGGCCAUUGAUCCUGCACUUUUCAAUACAGUUUCCCAGGGGGAUAUCUGUCUAACACCCGAGGACUUUGCUAGAGCUCAGAAAUACUGCAAAUAUGCUGGCAGUGCUUUGCAAUACGAAGAUGUCAGCACUGCUGUGCAGAAUCUGCAGAAGGCCCUCAAGUUACUGACUACAGGCAGAGAAUAAAGCCUUUGUACGGCAGAUCCAUGCAUUUUUGGCUUAAAGAACUAACAGUCCAUUAGUCUCUAUCUUCCGCCUGACAGGAGCACAGUUUUAAGGAAGACUUCAGUUCCAUUGACUAUAACAAUGAAACCUGUGUCUGUGUAUCAGAUCCUGUUGAAGCAUUCGUCAGUGGCCUCAACCAGUUUUUAUUGCCCAUUUAGUGGAUCCAGUAAUCUCAGUGUAUCGGGCUGAUGUUAGCAAGAUCCUAAAAAUGCCCAUUGAACUCUGCAUCAAAAAAUGAAAAUACAGUUCUAAAAAAAUUAUUGGGAAUAAGCAUUGUACCUUAAUUUACAUGAUUAAAAGAAUGUUUUAAUUUCUAAUUUGAACAAACAGAGCAUAGUACUUUGCUAUAAAAUUUUAAUUUUAAUAAAGAUGGCCAGAACAUUCCAGAUUAGAAAUCAUGCCUUUUGUUUUCCUCAAAACUUAUAAGACAGAUACGAACAUCCUAAACUGUUAGAUUAAUCUGAAAGAGAUUAUGUUCAAAAUUCAAUUUAUAUUCAUGUUAUAACUACAUUAAAAGUUUAAAUUUUCAUGGAAAAGAAGCAAGAUAAGGAGGUAGAAUCACUUUUAGACAUAAGAAGGAUGUUGGUUUCCCAACUGCUUUUCCUUAUCCAUUGAAGCUUAAGGUGAAUUGGUAUUUGCUUCAUAGGCAGCUUGACUGCAUGUAUAAGAGAAUGAAAAAACAGUUUUUUAGUGAUGCCUGGAAACCUGGUGCUUUAAGUUAGGAUUAUCCUCUGCUGCUAUGGAAUGGUUCUCUAGAGUGAUAGCUAUGAAUGAUGCAGAAGUUUAUAAGAAAUUAGAUUUUCAGCUGUUAGGUUUAUAAGUUUUAUGGGGAAUUUUGGAUUUAAUGUGUCACCUGCAUUUGUGCUGUGUAAGAAAUAAAUGCAAGGAUUCUUUUCACUAGUUCAGUUAACUACAGAGCCAAAUGUCUGUUUUAAUUUGCAUGCUAGAAUUGUCAUUUUUAAGUCAUUAUUUUUAGUUACAGGAAUAUGAUAUUUCUUUAGUAAGACACAAUUUUCUUUAAAAGAGAGAGAUAAAUUUGGUAAACUUACCUGUAACGUAUCUGGUCCAUUUAUUCCACUAAUAUUGAAAUACUUUAACAUAUGGGUCAGCAAACUAUGGUCCAUGGCUUGGCCACCUGUUGUUCAAAUAAAGUUUUAUUGAAUCAAAACCGUACCCAUUCAUUUGUUUUAUCUGUGGUUGCUCUCCACGACUGCAGAAUUGUAUUUCCUACAAGUCUAAAAUAUUUACUAUUUGGCCCCCUAAGAUAAAGUUUGCUGACUCCUGAUCUCAUAGUCUAUCUGAAAGAAAAUGAAUUAUUAACUCCUAAUCAUUUGUGUCUUUCAGUUUUUCUUUGCAUCAUUGUAAUGCUGUGGUAUAGGUUUGAUAGAAUGAGUAUUCAGACAGAAUAAACUGUUCUAAAUUAUUGAAAAAACAAGCCCCAAAUAACAUGCCUCAUGAUUAAUGUUCAUAUCUUUCACAAAUAAAGUCCUACAGCAGUU
Messenger RNA from Myotis daubentonii (Daubenton's bat), 2605 nucleotides. RefSeq names its product vesicle trafficking 1 (gene VTA1). The record is from RefSeq and is a predicted model, not a curated record. Gene Ontology annotation, biological process: late endosome to vacuole transport via multivesicular body sorting pathway. Gene Ontology annotation, cellular component: multivesicular body. NCBI's taxonomy places the organism in Eukaryota, Metazoa, Chordata, Mammalia, Chiroptera, Vespertilionidae.